UGAAGCAAUUCAAAAUCACUAAAUAAGUAUAACAAAGUAACAGAAGAUAUCAUUAGAAAGUUCACCAAGAUGGCUAGAGGAAAGUGGAGCAUCUUGGUGGCCUUUUUUAUCUUACUUAUCUCCAUGGAAGCUUUCAUUGCUCGAGGUCAAGUAAAUGGCAACGGUAACGGAAAUGGUAAUGGUAAUGGUAAUGGUACCGGUAACAAUGGGAACAAUAAUGGUAAUGGUAACAAUGGUAAUGGCAGUGGUAAUAGCAACGGUAAUGGGAACAAUGGGAACAACAAUGGUAACGGUAAUGGUAACAGUAACAAUGGGAAUGGUAAUGGUAAUGACAAUGGUAAUGGUAACAAUGGCAAUGAUAAUGGUAAUGGUAAUGGUAACGGGAACAAUGGGAGCGGUAAUGGUAAUGGUAAUGGUAACGGUAACGGUAAUGGUAACAAUGGAAACGGUAAUGGUAAUGGAAAUGGAAAUGGUAAUGGUAAUGGUAACGGGAACAAUGGGAGCAGUAAUGGUAAUGGUAACGGUAACGGUAACGACAAUGGUAACAAUGGAAACGGUAACGGUAACGGUAACAGUAAUGGAAAUGGAAAUGGGAAUGGUAAUGGUAACGGGAACAAUGGGAGCGGUAAUGGUAAUGGUAACGGUAACGAUAACGGUAACAGUAACAAUGGAAACGAUAAUGGUAAUGGUAAUGGUAUCGGUAACAACGGAAAUGGAAAGGAGAAGGUUCCAAAAAGGAAGACACCGAAAGAUGAUGAAUCCGCAAAGUCUGAAAAGUUGCCAGCUCUGCAAUCGGGACAGGAGAGAGCAUUUUGCAAAGCAAAAAAUACUUGUCAAUUCAAGACCCUUGUAUGUCCAGAAGAGUGCAAAGUGAGGAAGCCAAAGAAGAACAAGAAGGAUAAAGGUUGUUUCCUUGACUGCAGCAACAAAUGUGAAGCCACUUGCAAAGUUAGAAGAGCAAACUGUGAUGGCUAUGGUUCAUUGUGCUAUGAUCCUCGCUUUGUUGGUGGCGACGGUGUGAUGUUCUACUUCCACGGAGCCACUGGAGGAAACUUUGCCAUUGUUUCAGACAACGAAUUCCAAAUAAACGCUCACUUCAUCGGUACUCGGCCUCAAGGAAGGACACGCGACUACACAUGGGUGCAAGCACUUUCUGUCAUGUUCGACACUCACACUCUUGUUAUUACAGCUAAUAGAGUAGCUCAAUGGAAUGACAAUGUUGACUCUCUUACAGUUAAAUGGGACGGAAAAUUAAUAACCAUUCCUACUGAUGACGAUGCAGAAUGGAAGACUAAUGAAGAUGAAAGGGAACUGGUUGUGGAGAGAACAGAUGAUAAAAACAGUGUUAGAGUCACAAUUUCUGGUUUGCUUGAAAUGGACAUAAGGGUACGGCCUAUUGGAGAAAAAGAAAACAAAGCUCAUAAUUAUCAGUUGCCAUCAAAUGAUGCUUUUGCUCAUUUGGAGACACAGUUCAAGUUUAAGAAUCCUACUGAUUUUAUGGAAGGAGUUCUAGGUCAAACUUAUAGGCCAAGUUAUGUUAGUCCUGUUAAGAGAGGUGUUGCUAUGCCAAUGAUGGGAGGAGAAGACAAGUACCAAACUCCAUCUCUCUUUUCAACAUCCUGCAAACUUUGUAGGUUCCAAAGGCCUUCUACUAGCCAAGAACUGAUUGCUCAAUAUUGAUAAUAUCACAGAUCAUAAAAAAUAAAAGUAAUGCUAUAUAAUUGAACUGAUGAUAUUUUUUAUUUUGGUUUUGUUGUGUUGUAAUGUUUCUAGAUAAAUAAGGGCUUAAAAUGUGGCCCAUUAUUGGAAUUUCCAUCCCAAAUUAGU
This is a messenger RNA of Vicia villosa (hairy vetch), 1827 nucleotides long. RefSeq lists its product as uncharacterized. The record is from RefSeq and is a predicted model, not a curated record. The transcript has 2 exons. The coding region runs from base 70 to 1680 and encodes 536 amino acids. NCBI's taxonomy places the organism in Eukaryota, Viridiplantae, Streptophyta, Magnoliopsida, Fabales, Fabaceae.